Messenger RNA from Episyrphus balteatus (marmalade hoverfly), 3852 nucleotides. RefSeq names its product isoleucine--tRNA ligase, cytoplasmic (gene IleRS). Lineage: Eukaryota; Metazoa; Arthropoda; Insecta; Diptera; Syrphidae. The record is from RefSeq and is a predicted model, not a curated record. Gene Ontology annotation, biological process: isoleucyl-tRNA aminoacylation. The transcript has 3 exons. Gene Ontology annotation, molecular function: tRNA binding; ATP binding; aminoacyl-tRNA deacylase activity. Bases 150 to 3833 code for a protein of 1227 amino acids.
CAAAUUUUGCCUCGUGUACAUUUUGGCAUCUAUCAUCUGUGCCGUGUCCCGUCAUAUUUGUGUGGCAUUUGCUAUUUUUUUGUGCUAAAUUAAAAACUUUUAUUUUCAAUUGUUUCUAAUAUUCGUGCAAAAAACGUAAAUACCAUAAAAUGAACAACAUUUCCGAGCAAGAUAUUCAUCGAGUGCCGGAGACAAUUUCUUUCCCACUCGAAGAACAAAAAAUACUCCAAUAUUGGUGUGAAAAUAAUAUUUUCGAGCGGUGCAUGCAAAUUUCCAAAGGACGACCAAGAUAUACCUUCUAUGAUGGUCCACCGUUUGCAACUGGCCUGCCUCACUACGGACACAUUCUAGCCGGCACAAUCAAAGACAUCGUCACUCGAUACGCAUACCAACAGGGAUACCACGUCGAUCGUCGAUUUGGUUGGGAUUGUCAUGGCCUCCCAGUUGAGUUUGAAAUCGACAAAGAUCUGGGCAUCACUGGGCCACAGGAUGUUGAAAAAAUUGGCAUUGCAGCCUACAACAAUGAAUGUCGCAAAAUUGUAAUGCGCUAUGCGAAAAACUGGGAAGAAGUCGUAUCGCGAAUGGGACGUUGGAUUGACUUUAAGAAUGAUUACAAGACCCUUUAUCCAUGGUACAUGGAAACUAUUUGGUGGGUGUUUAGGGAGCUCUUCCAAAAGGGUCUCGUUUAUCAGGGUGUCAAAGUAAUGCCAUACUCUACGGCCUGUACUACUCCGCUUUCGAAUUUCGAAUCGGGUCAGAAUUAUAAGGAUGUCAUUGAUCCAUGCGUAACGGUGGCACUUGAAGUUGAAAGCAAAAGUAACACGUACUUUUUGAUCUGGACAACAACACCGUGGACGUUGCCAUCGAAUUUUGCUAUUUGCAUGAACGCUAACAUGGAUUAUGUGGAAGUUGAGGAAUUCAAAUCGAAACGGCAUUAUAUUUUAGCCGAAUCACGACUUGGUUAUGUGUUUAAAACUAGCGACGAAUAUUCGAUAGUUGAGAAAUUCAAGGGAAAUAAAUGUGCUGGUUUGAAAUACAAACCAUUGUUUCCGUAUUUUAAGGAACGCGGAGCAGCUGUGAAUGCGUUUAGGGUGCUUAUUGAUGAUUAUGUGACAGAGGAUUCUGGUACUGGGAUUGUUCACAAUGCACCGUAUUUCGGGGAGGACGAUUAUCGUGUUUGCUUGAUUGGUGGGCUUAUAACGAAAACCAGCCCGGUAAUUUGUCCAGUUGAUGAUUCGGGAAAGUUUACGGCUGUUGUAAGUGACUUUAGUGGGCAAUAUGUGAAAGAUGCUGAUAAAAAUAUUAUAGCCAAGUUGAAGGAAUGGGGUAAUUUGGUAGCGGCAAGUCAGGUUAAGCAUAGUUAUCCAUUUUGCUGGCGAUCUGAUACACCUCUUAUUUACAAAGCGGUUCCUUCUUGGUUCAUUCGUGUGGAGCAUAUGACGGCGAAGUUACAAGCUUGCAGUUCGAAAACUUAUUGGGUUCCUGAAUUCGUUAAAGAGAAACGCUUUGGCAAUUGGCUAAAAGAUGCUCGUGAUUGGGCUGUUAGUCGUAAUCGUUACUGGGGGACACCGAUGCCCAUUUGGAUGUCACCCGAUGGCAAUGAAGUUAUCUGCAUAGGAAGCAUUAAGCAACUGGAAGAAUUAUCCGGUCAAAAAGUCACUGACUUGCAUCGAGAAAAUAUUGAUCAUAUAGAAAUUCCAUCAGCAAUUCCAGGCAAUCCUCCAUUACGUCGUAUUGCUCCUGUGUUCGAUUGUUGGUUUGAAUCUGGAUCAAUGCCCUUUGCUCAGCAACAUUUUCCAUUUGAAAACGAAAAAGAUUUCAUGAAUAAUUUCCCAGCUGACUUUAUUGCUGAGGGAAUCGAUCAAACUCGGGGAUGGUUCUACACUUUGUUGGUUAUAUCAACAGCUUUGUUCAAUAAACCGCCUUUUAAGAAUCUAAUUGCCAAUGGAUUAGUAUUGGCAUCGGAUGGACAAAAAAUGUCGAAGCGUAAGAAGAAUUAUCCUGAUCCAAUGGACGUUGUAACGAAAUAUGGAGCUGACGCUUUGAGAUUAUAUUUAAUAAAUUCUCCAGUAGUGAGAGCGGAAAAUUUACGUUUCAAAGAAGAAGGUGUACGGGAUGUCAUCAAAGAUGUGUUCUUACCAUGGUAUAAUGCUUACAGAUUCCUACUGCAGAAUGUUGCUCGCUUGGAAAAAGAAGAAUCUAUGCGUUACGUUUUUGAUGCAUCGCGGUUGGGAAGCAAUCAAGAAAAGAGAAAUGUCUUAAACGAUUGGAUACUCUCAUUCAAAGAAUCGCUUGUGGAUUUCUUUACAAAAGAAAUGAAAUCUUAUCGCUUGUAUACUGUUGUUCCCCGUCUAACAAAAUUCAUAGAUCAGUUGACAAAUUGGUAUGUUCGUCUGAAUCGUCGUCGUAUUAAGGGCGAACAAGGUAUUGAACUUUGCAUUCAAUCUUUAGAUACAUUAUUUGAAGUACUCUUCUCUAUGGUUAUAAUGAUGGCUCCGUUUACUCCAUUCUUAUCUGAGUAUAUGUUCCAAAGAUUGAAUAUGCUAUUACCAAAUCGAUUGGAGGGUUCGGUACAUUUUCAAAUGAUCCCUCAGGUUAAUUUUGGAUUUGUUAAAAAUGAAAUCGAAGUGGGAGUUUCUCGAAUGCAAAGUGUCGUUGAAUUGGGACGAGUUAUGCGUGAUCGUCGUUUGCUGCCAGUUAAAUACCCAGUAUCAGAGAUUAUAGUUAUUCACAAGGAUGAAAACUACCUGAAGGACAUUGAAAGUCUGCAGGAUUAUGUCAAGAGUGAAUUAAAUGUUCGCAAAUUAACUCUAAGCUCGGACAAGGAAAAAUUCGGAAUAACUCUUCGAGCUGAACCAGACCAUAAAUCUUUGGGUCAACGUUUGAAAGGCGAUUUCAAAGCUGUAAUGGCAGCAAUCAAACAGCUGAGUAACGAUGAAAUUGAAAAGCAUUUGGCAAAUGGUCGUUUCCAGAUAUUAAAUCACGAAAUUGAACUGUCUGAAGUGCGCAUAAUUUUCUGUAUUGCUUCUCAAAUUGGUACUAAUUUUGAAGCUCACAGUGAUAAUGAUGUUCUUGUAUUGUUGGACAUGACGCCAAAUGAUGAGCUAAUGGAAGAAGGUCUUACACGAGAGAUAAUCAAUCGUAUUCAAAAAUUGAAGAAAAAAUCCCAACUUAUUCCAACCGAUCAAGUUCUUAUUUUUUAUAAAUUCAGCCAAACUGAUCAUCAAAUAGCAAAAAUAGCUGCAAAAUACACUGAUAGCAUUCAAACGACUGUUAAAUCUAAAUUUUUGCCAUUUAAUUCUUCGGAAACUGCAAAUAGACAAGUAAUCGCAUCGGAGUGCUUUGAUUUGAAAGGUGUCCAAAUGAAUAUAGAUAUUUAUUCAUCGCAAACGGCAGUUCUCCCAUCAGUAAAAUGGAUUAAUAUUAACUUGGCAGAGUCUGUAGAACCACGUUUCGGAGGUUCACGCAAGGCCACUGUCAUCACGCAAAAACCCAAUGGUCAAUCUAUAAGCCUUACAGAUUUGCAAAAUGAAGUAGAAAUCAUUUUCGGCCUCUAUGGAAUAAGUUUUGUUUUCUUAUUUAAUGGAAAAGUUUUAAGCUCAUUGGAUACUUUACCAAAUGGAUGCACGUUGAUCGUGUCUCGCAGUACAAAGUCUGAACAAAUAGAGAAUAAGAAAGGCGACUCGUCCUUGCCAUUUUCGAAGUUCAUCAAUUGCGAGUAUGAGGGAAAUAAAUACACCCUUUUAGAUCAAGGUCUUAGCAAAUGCAACCAGCAGGAUCUACUUAAAAUUAUCUAUCCGAAUGUUGAUUCAAAAAAAAUUAAGCUCAGUUAAAUGGUUGAAGAAAAAUAAA